Molecule: messenger RNA, 312 nt
Organism: Serpula lacrymans var. lacrymans S7.9
Lineage: Eukaryota; Fungi; Basidiomycota; Agaricomycetes; Boletales; Serpulaceae
Exons: 3
Source: RefSeq, a predicted model, not a curated record
GAUGCUCCUCGAACGUUUACGUGAAUACGAAGGACAAGAGAAGGCCCUUGAUGUUCGCUGUCAAGAGCUGGAAGACGAGCUGUACUCUCGUAAGAGAGGGUUUACGGAAGUGGAUUCAAUGCAGAGUGGGGUAGCGGAGGAAUACAGGACCCAUAUACACGAUAGUGACGAGGGUAAAGAGAAUGUGUGGCCGCGUGUUCAAGAUGGGGGAAAAGGGAUUGGGACGCCAUUGAUAAAGCCGAGGAUCAAGGCAAAAAUAAGGGAUCGGGUUGCAAUGGGGCCGUCAUCGACCAAAGCCGUUUCUUUGGUCGG